CACCGUGUGCCGCUGGCUUUAUUUUGUCUCCCUCCCCUAAACGCAGCUGGAGAAUGACGUAUGGGUACACCCUUCUACCUAAAGCCAUAUACCGAACUGAACUGAACUGAAACUUAUUUUGUAAACAAAGUAAACAGCAUGUCAAUGGAUCAAGAUGUUAUUGAGAUGAGAAAAGAUGCGGAUGGAAAAAACAAAAAUAAAAUUUUUUGUACAUUUUGCCCUUCAAAAAUGCUUAAUGCUGGAGUUGCUAGGUUAAUAAACAUGGAGUUUGCGCUACCUUACAUACAUAGCAAAGGAGAAGGUCUAAGCAAUCAACCAGAAUCCAUUUCCAAUUAUUGGUUAGUGGAAGAUAUGUAUACAUUUGAAAAUAUUGGUGUAUCACACACAGUAGAUAAUGUCAAGUACUUAGCUUGUGCUGAUUGUGAAAGAGGUCCAGUAGGAUGGCAUGAUUUAUCUACCAAAAAAUCUUACAUUGCACUGUGUAGAGUGAAACAUGAAUAACACAAUAUAGUGAAAUCUACUUAAUAAUAAAAUAAUUUUAUAAUUUUAUACUCACAAUAUGUGUGUAAACAUGAGCGUAUAAAAAAAAUUUUGGAUCUAUGCAAGUAUGAGAUAAUAUAUAUGUAAUUACUGUUUGUGAACAUAUAAUUGAUAAAUAUGCAAUGUCUAUAUAAAAAUCUAUAUUCUAGGUUUA
Molecule: messenger RNA, 694 nt
Organism: Harpegnathos saltator (Jerdon's jumping ant)
Lineage: Eukaryota; Metazoa; Arthropoda; Insecta; Hymenoptera; Formicidae
Gene: strat
Product: RAB interacting factor STRAT
Exons: 2
Coding region: 139-501 (120 amino acids)
Biological process (GO): small GTPase-mediated signal transduction; post-Golgi vesicle-mediated transport
Cellular component (GO): membrane; cytosol
Molecular function (GO): zinc ion binding; guanyl-nucleotide exchange factor activity
Source: RefSeq, a predicted model, not a curated record